UCGGGGCGCUCUGAGGAGGCGAGCACCGCGGGGCGGAGCUCAGCGGGCGGUGCCGUGCCCCGCGCCCCGCACAGCUCCGGGCUGAGCCGCCCCAGCGAGCAGCGAGAGGCGGAGCGUCCCUCAGCCGAGCGAGGAGAGCGGCGGCCGCCACCUCCCUCCACAAGAUGGCGGCGGGGCGGCUGCCGGGGCGGUGCCCGGCUCCCGGCGGGGCGGUGCCGCCGCCGUUUGCUGCGGCCGGCGCGGGGCGAUGACGCGGCGCCGUGCGCCCGGCCGGGGAUUCCCCGUGUUGUUGUCCCGCGGCCCGGCGGGAUGCGAGGCCGGAGCGCGGCGCGGCGCGGCCGGCGCUGAUGGCGACUCGCUGCGGGGCGGCCCGCGGCUCCCGGCCGGGGCCGGGGCCGGACGAGUUCACCGUCCCGGCGGAGAAAAGCCGCCUGCUGGAGGGGAGCCGGGGCCGCAUCGAGGGCUUGUUCGAGGUGCGGCUGGCCGUGCUGGGGGCGCAGGAGGACUGGCGGGCCGCCCUCUCUCCGCCGGGCCGGCCGCCGGCCGCCGCCAGGAUCUGGGUGCAGCUGGCGGGCGGCGGCAAGGCGGUGCGCUGCGCCAAGGAGUAUAUUAAGGGACUGUGUGAACCUGAACUCGAAGAAAAGCAGUACUACCCAAAGGACAUGCACUGCAUUUUUGUUGGCGCGCAGAGUGUGUUUCUCAACAGUCUUAUUCAGGAUACCUGUGCUGAUAUAACGGUGCUGGAAAUAGGACUGCUUAUUAUUAAAGGGGGUGCAGAGGCUGUUGUUAUGGCUCAAAGUCAUGUUCAGCAGUUUGUGAACCUUUUUGAGAAUAAUGAAAGCUUACCAAGUGACAAUGAAUCGGAGAUUAAAAAGCAAUUUAGACAAUUUGUGGAAGCACAUGCAGAUAAAUAUACAAUGGAUUUACUGAUUUUGCCUAGCUCAUUAAAAAGAGAACUCCUAAGUCUCACGCAAACUGAAUGUUGUGAGGCAGAGAGCAAUAUCGUAGAUCUUACGGGUUCUGAGAGUCCAACAGAGUUUUUACAGGACAAAGCUUCCAAAGUAAAUGUUACAAACAGAGAUGGAAGAACAGGUGGUGAAGAAGCAAGAAACAACGCUGGGACACCUGUAACUGAACUUACAAAGCAAAUGGACACGGUGUUUUCUGAUGCUCCUGAGACAAGUUUUGUUCCCAUAAAUGUUGUGCCUUCGUUAGAGGCAGGGGUGUCUAAAGAAAGGCAGUCAUGUAAGAGAAGAUCCUCUGAUGUUGAGGAAAGGCUCCCUAAAAAGCAAUUCUCUUUGGAAAAUGACCAGGAAGUGAAAUCCACCUCCCACAGUGAUCCUUCUGGGAAGGAUGUAGUUAUUGAUUUGCUUUCAGAUAGCUGUGGUGAAUUAGAUGAUCCCAAUUACUUUAUUAAAGAAGAUGAUGAUAUCAGUGAGGAAAUGGAAUACAAGAUUCUUGUGAACUUUUUCAGAACAAUGGGCUAUUCCCAGAGUAUUGUAGAGAAAGUUAUUGGCAUUCUAGGACAAUCUGUGGAACCAUUAACCUUGCUAGAAGAAAUUGAAAAGGAAAACUUAAAAUUUCAAAAAGAACAUGAACUGUCAUCUCAGAAACCCAGAACUAUAAAUCCUCCUUUAGGAAGUAAUGCAAAUAAUUCACAAAAAACAGAAGACAAAGGCAUUUCUAGCAGUAAAAAUGUACUUAAAUCCGGUCAUACUUCAAAGGAGACAAAAAAUGAACAUCACAAUAUAAGAGAUGUGCCAAGUACACAAGCUGAUGGAGAAGAUCAAAUGCAUAUCACGAUAUGCAAACCUGUUUCUCCUGGUAAGAGUUCAACUCAAUGCUGUAAGCAAAGAGAUACAUACUCCUCUGGUAAGAAUCGCAGUUCAACAUCAAGUGAUACAGAAACUGAUGGUGUUAUAACUUUCAGCCCUAUACAGCGUGGAGUUCCAAAAGAUGUUGAUUUUGUAGCCAGAGGGAGCUCGGAUAUGCAACGUGUCUCAGCUAAGACUAAAACUACAGCUCAGCAAAAAUCUGCAGGGCUCUCAGCGGUGCAGAAUCCUCAUCCUGUUGCUGAGGACCAGUUAGGACAGAGCAGCUCUUCUCAAGUGAGAUCACGCAACCAACACCCUUUACAAACAUCAGAUUUUGAAAAACCUACUACAGCCCAUGUAAAAAUACAUCAUUCGAGUCCUGAUAGAGAGACGGUGGGACCACACAGACGUAAUAUUGAUCCUUCAGUUACCGGGGUUCAAAGAUUCAUGGAAUCUCUCAAAAAGCCAUACAGGCUGGAGUUGAAAAACGAACCUGGGAAUCCAUAUUUAAAACAUAUUGUUAUUGAUGGAAGCAAUGUUGCAAUGUCUCAUGGUUUAAAGAAAUUUUUCUCCUGUCGAGGAAUUGCAAUAGCUGUUGACUACUUCUGGAAACGUGGCCACAGAAAUAUUACUGUAUUUGUUCCACAGUGGAGAACAAGACGCGAUCCUUACAUUACAGAACAGGAUUUCUUAACGCAGCUCCAGGAUGUUGGAAUAUUGUCUUUAACCCCUGCAAGGAUGGUUUUGGGAGCAAGGAUUGCUGCUCAUGAUGACAGAUUUUUAUUACAUCUUGCUGAUAAAACUGGAGGUGUUAUUGUGACUAAUGAUAACUUCAGAGAAUUUGUGACAGAAUCAUUUGCCUGGAGAGAAAUUAUUCAGAAAAGGUUGCUCCAGUACACUUUUGCGGGGGACAUUUUUAUGGUUCCUGAUGAUCCUUUGGGAAGAAACGGACCUAGAUUAGAUGACUUCCUUCGAAGUGAAGGCUGUUCUAGAGAUUUUCUGUCAGCACAAAGAGCUUUACAGAACAGUGGACAAUAUUCUUCUGAGACACCUUUCUUCGUGCAAGUCCCCAAACCAACCAGUAGCAGUCGGCAGCCUAAAAACCGAGCACACAGUGAUUGUUCAUCAACGUGGCUUCCGCUGGAAACAAACAUGAAUGCUUGUCUAGCAAUUCCACCCCAGAGAUCUGCCUCAGAAACAGUACAGCUAAGAGAAGCCCUGAGAAAAAUAUUUCCUGAUUAUGAGCAGAGACAAAAGAUUGAUCAAAUACUAGCUGAUCAUCCAUUCAUGAGAGAUCUUAAUGCACUGUCUGCCAUGGUGCUUGACUGAAUACCAUGCAGGGUUUUUAUAUCACAACUGAUCUGAUUAACAAUGAAUGUCAAUGUGAAGAAAAAUGUUGCUCUAUUACUUUGUGAAUAUUCAGAACCUAAUUUUAUUUGUAUAAACAAAGGUAUUUUUGUGUAUGUUCUGUUGCUAAUAGAUGUCAGUUUUUGGUAAAUUAAAAACUGCUGCUACUACAGAUUUGUAUUAAUAUUUUCUAUGAAAAAUUCUUUUGCUUCACUUUAAUUGCUUGUUAAAGCAGUAGCAGUUCUAAAGAACUGCUAUCACUUUAAAUAGUGUGUUAGUGCACACAAAAACUCUAAGGGGAUAAAUCAUAUCUGAAAAUGAGUCAUUUUUAAACCUCUGAUACAUUUUCCAGAUGCAUGGACAAGAUGCUAUAAGAUAAGCCAUGCACCUGUCAAAUAUCGUUGUUUUGUAUCUAUGGUAUAGAUAUUCUUAGAAAACCCAUGCUCUUAUAGUAGUACCUCCUUCACUUACAAACCUUCACACAUCCAAACCUUCACGCUCCAUAAAAACACAAGCAGACCCUUUGAACGUUUCCAGAUGCAAGGGCUGCUUUCCUUAGGCCUGCAUCCAUUAUUUUGGAAAUGGUCUAUACUCCUAAGGUACUGUGGACAACCAUUUGAAGAUCUGCUGUGUGGGAGUCUGGUGUACUGUUGCAGUACUGUCACAAGAUGGCAUUAUUCAUCUGUUGGUUUGUAGUGUUCUAAAGCAAGGUUACUGACCUGUACUCGGUAGUGCUAGUUUUUCUAUAAAGAAAGGUUAAAAUGCAAGACAGAUAACAGUAUAUGUUGCUGUGGUUAAAACCGAACAUUAUAUGAAGAACUUAGGGAUGCUAAGCAGUCUUCUGAUAUUACAACUGACUAGUAAGCUUUGUAUACAUGGCUAAAAUGUCUCUUCUGUCUGUGGACACUGAUCAAAAAAUGCACUUGUUCAUCCAGUUUGUGGGAUACUAUGUUAGAGUAAUUAGAAGUAAGGUUUCAGCAGGAAAAUUUAAAACCACAAUUCCCAUCAGUUGAAGUUACUUGUAAUGCUUUAAAAGAUCUGUGAUGUUAACAUUGCUUUCAAAUUAGAAAUUCUUCUGACCAUCGAUACGCUUUCAGAAUAACUGAAGUAUCUUUAACAAUCUGUGCUGUUUUCUGUUUGUCUUUGCCCUGCCUGUUUGAACUAAGAAUGCUGUGAUUGGCUAUUAACAGAAUGUGAUGCUGUUUAUAUAGAAAUGACACACCAUCUUGAGCAGAACUAAUAGGAUGCAGUUAACAGUCAGCUCCACUCCCUCAAAUAUGUUCUGGGAUCUAGCCCAAAAAAGGGGGGAGGAAAGAGGAUGUAAUUUUCAAAAACUGACCAGUGAGACUUUUGAGAGUAGGAGCAGAGUGAAGAUUAUUGUGCCUGUGAACACACUUAGGUCACGUUGCCCUUUUAACAGGUUUCUUGUGAUAGGUGAUCAAAUACAAUUGAAAAGAAAACAUGGAGUUCAGGGCCUGUGUUAAACUUCUGGCAUGCUGAGCCUUACCCUAAAGCAUAUGAAUAGUGAUUUUUUCUUCAGUAGUGUGCUAAGUUCUGAAAUCACUUUUCUUGGGUGUAAAAGAGUUGGGAAAUACUGAUCAGGUGUUGAAAGUCUCUCCAUCUUUGAUGGCCCUUUCAUAUGCAUUAUGAGGUCAGAAAUAGAAGGCAGUCCUGUUGUUCCCUCAACAGGAGUAGCAGCAAGAGCAAACUAAAAACAUUAGGAACAAUUUUUGCAGCAUCUCAAAAAAAAAUAAUGAGGAUGAGUAAAUUAUUUGAACAUGGUUGUAUACCCAAAUGGGCAAAGCUUAAAUUUUUUUCCUGAGUGGUUGAGGGGAUGAUUCAUGCGUCAGGUGGGCAAAAUUAUUCUGACCAGCACAUCUUUGCAAAGAAGCAGUGGCUCACCUACUAAGUCCUAUGUGUUCAGAUAUGGGCUUAUCUUCUGGAGGGAUAGGAUCCUGAGGAGGACAGUAAUAGUGAGUCUGAUAAUUCUUAGUUCUAUGUUGGCAUGAGACACAGAGAUAUAGGGUCAUCUAAUACCUAAGCAUCUGUUCUAGAAGUUAUCUGGAGAAUAAAGAAAAUGGGCCAAAACCUAUACAAACUAUCCUGUACCUCCUUUGUUUAUCAGUAUAUUCACAACUGAAAAAAAAAAAAAAAAAAAAAAAAAAACGGUAG
Anas platyrhynchos (mallard) is the source of this 5333-nucleotide messenger RNA. RefSeq names its product NEDD4 binding protein 1 (gene N4BP1). Gene Ontology annotation, biological process: negative regulation of proteasomal ubiquitin-dependent protein catabolic process; negative regulation of protein ubiquitination. Gene Ontology annotation, cellular component: PML body; nucleus. The record is from RefSeq and is a predicted model, not a curated record. Lineage: Eukaryota; Metazoa; Chordata; Aves; Anseriformes; Anatidae.